This is a messenger RNA of Monomorium pharaonis (pharaoh ant), 2236 nucleotides long. RefSeq names its product transcription factor 25 (gene Nulp1). The record is from RefSeq and is a predicted model, not a curated record. NCBI's taxonomy places the organism in Eukaryota, Metazoa, Arthropoda, Insecta, Hymenoptera, Formicidae. Gene Ontology annotation, cellular component: RQC complex. Bases 34 to 1860 code for a protein of 608 amino acids. The transcript is spliced from 8 exons.
AAGAAAAAAUACAUUCCGUAUACAUAUUUUGAAAUGUCCACGCGGUACAUGAAGAAGGUUUACGGCGGCGACGUGACCCUCGAGAAAGGUGACAGCGACGUGAGUGACACGGAGGAAGUUCUGGUGACCAGCAACGCCAAGUCCAAGUCUUUCAACGUUUUUGACGUGUUGAAUCAGAACUCUGAUAAGGAUGAGGAUACCGAUGGCAGGCAGGAGGAUGAGGACCUAGUUACAAAUAAUGUGGAUUAUAAUGACACGAAGCGCAGGAAGAGAAAGAAAAAGCACAAGAAGCUGGAAAAUGAGAGAAUUAGGAGCCAGCAGGAGCAUGAAGAGGAGUGUAACGAGAAUGUAGACGAGAUUGAACGAAGUGUGAGGGAAGUGAAUAAGUUGCUUGGGGAGCCACUGCCAGGUUGCAGUAAUCAAGUUUUGGAGGCACAAUGGGUCGACCAAAUAUCCAAGGAGAGUAUAUUGACUGUACAGCGUAAACACUUGAAUCCAUAUAACGAGUUGAAGAAGAUCUUUGGUAGCAAAACUAUAGAGGCUGGACAAAGCAAGAGAAAUAAAGGCCGCCCUGGAAAUUUAAAGAAGACAUGGUUGAUUUGUCCACAACAAGAUAAUACUUGGAUACAAAUAACUAAGAAAUCUGGAUUAUCAAUGACUCUAGAUUAUUCUAUGAAGGAUACUACGGGGGAUGUACAAUAUUUUGUAUAUGAACAUAGCGCUUCGUACAAAGAGAUACAGCAUAAAUUUUUGCAAGCCGUGGAAAGUUUGAAUCCAGAGAAUAUAAUUAAUAUAGUAAAUGCCCAUUCUUACCAUAUAGACUCCCUCCUGCAGGUAUCUGAAAUGUGUAAAAUAAAUGAUGAUUUAGCGUAUGCAGCGGAGUUUAUCAAACGUGCUCUAUACUGCUUAGAAUGUGCAUUUCAUCCGUUCUUCAACAUAACAACCGCGCAAUGUAGAUUGGAUUAUAGGAAGCAGCAGAAUCGCGCACUUUUUAUAACACUUUUUAAACAUCUCGGAUUCGUCGGCGGACGUGCUUGUUACAGAACAAGUUUGGAAUUUUGUAAAUUACUCCUGUCAUUGGAUCCUGAAAAUGAUCCAUUAGCAGUGGUUCUGUCCAUUGACUUCUAUGCCUUGAAAGCCAAAGAAUACGAAUGGUUCAUAAAGUUUUGUAAUCUAUGGGAGGACUCCAGAAAUUUAACUCAAUUACCAAAUAUAGCGUAUAGCUUGGCUUUGGCUCACUUUCGUCUGGGAAAUAAAACUGAUGCCGAUACACUUCUGCAAAAUGCUCUUAUCAUGUUUCCAGGUGUAUUGAUGCUCUUACUGGAAAAAUGCAGUAUACAAACAGACGCGAAGGUAAUGUCCCACGAUUUUUUCAACUCUAAAGCACAAUCUAACACAUCGCCGGCUCUAGAGAAACUGCAAAAGUUAUAUGUCGUGCGCAGCUUCCAUCUUUGGAAAGAAGCAGAUAUUUUACCAUGGUUGGAAGAGUGUGUGCACGCUGUGCUAAAUCGGGUCGAGUCUAAAGAUGAUUACAUCAAGUACUGUCAAGUGAAGCGUAACCAACGUUAUCGGGGAAAAUUGCCGAGAAAUAUAUUAAGACACAUCAUAUUAUCGGACUUGCAGGAAGUUAUAGUUAACGUUCAGGAGAUCCAGGGUGAAGACCCAAUGUUGUCACACGAUCCAUUACCGCCGCUAGAUAGUAUUGACAUUUAUAAAAGGCCUACGGCAAACGAUAGACCACCUGAAAGCAGUUCGAAUUUUAUUUCUCUCUUUUUCUCUUCGCUUUUCACGGACAUUAAUAGCGCAACUGCUGCUUUAAAUGACCUGAAUUUAUUCGAGGAGAAUGAUGACCACGCGUAACAACAACCUUCUUUAAUUGUGUGGAACUCAACGCCAAAAGAAACCUAUCCAAUCUAACAAUUUUAAGUAAUACACAUAUGUCCUUUUAAAUAGUCAUGUAAAAAUGCAAAAAAUUAGUUGGUACAUACUAUAGUCUAAGAAGAUUAUUCCAGCAUUCAUUUGAUUUCAUGUAUAAAGAAAUUGUAUGUAUAAAAUUUUGUUAGAGUUUUUGUUCAGUGUAAAAUUGUUUCUGAAUAUAGUAAGUAGUGUUGCAUUAUUAUAUGCACCACUAUAUAUUAAACGACAAAAUAAUUAUUAUAACAUCAUAAAUCUGUUAUAUAUGCAUUUUUUAAAGACUUGUAAAUAUAAUAAAUAUACUAUAUCGCAAAAAUAAAAA